Molecule: messenger RNA, 166 nt
Organism: Entrophospora sp. SA101
Lineage: Eukaryota; Fungi; Glomeromycota; Glomeromycetes; Entrophosporales; Entrophosporaceae
Source: the annotation of a GenBank genome assembly
AAAAUUUGGGUUGACAUAUGGGAAGAAAAUACAGCAGGUUCUACUGGUGCAGUUAAAUUAUAUUUAAAAGAAAUCAUUGAACUCCUAACAGUACUAUUGGAAUCACCAUCAUGGUCAACUAAAAGACAAGCUGCAUUAACUAUUGCUGAUGUAGCCAAAACCAUAG